Molecule: messenger RNA, 1113 nt
Organism: Diorhabda carinulata
Lineage: Eukaryota; Metazoa; Arthropoda; Insecta; Coleoptera; Chrysomelidae
Product: G-protein coupled receptor dmsr-1-like
Exons: 2
Coding region: 43-1038 (331 amino acids)
Biological process (GO): G protein-coupled receptor signaling pathway
Cellular component (GO): membrane
Molecular function (GO): G protein-coupled peptide receptor activity
Source: RefSeq, a predicted model, not a curated record
CUAAAAUCGUAAAUUUACGAGAGGACUAAUUUUUUCCCAAAAAUGAAUUCUACAAAGACGUUUAAAUACUGUGAUUUAGAACAUUUCAAACAAAGUUACGAAGAGGUUCACGGAAUAUUGAGUUUUUUGGUUUGUGUAUUCGGUUCAGUUGCUAAUAUUUUAAACAUUUGUGUAUUGACCACUAAAGAAAUGCGAUGGCCCACAAAUUUGAUAUUGACAGGACUAGCUGUAGCCGAUUUAUUAGUUAUGCUUGAAUAUAUUCCGUUUUCCAUCCAUAGAUAUAUAAAUUUAGAUGACAGAAAAAAUAUCAGCCAUUUCACUUACGGUUGGGCUAUUUUCAUGAUGUUUCACGCAGUAUUCAGUCAAAUGUUUCAUUUCAUAUCUUGUUGUUUGACUGUAGUUUUAGCUAUAUGGAGAUAUUCAUCUAUAACUAAUCCUCAAAAUAGCAGAUAUUGGUGUGAUGUAAAAAAAACCAUGUACGUAAUUAUUCUGACUUAUCUAAUAUGUCCUUUGAUUUGUUAUCCUCUAUAUCAAUCUUUACAUAUAGUAGCUUAUAAUCAAUCCUGUGACUCGAAUGGAAGAAUCAUUGAUAAUAAGAUUCUACAAGAAAAAACGGGAAUCGUUUACAAUACAAUUUUCGUGAUGGCUUACGUCAAUCAGCAUUACGCGCAAAUGAGUUUCUGGAUAUACGCCGUCGUGAUUAAAUUAUUGCCGUGUAUAUUAUUGACUUAUUUAUCGAGAAAACUGAUUCAGGUAUUGUGCGAAACUAAGAAACGGAAAACAGUAUUGUUUAGUUAUAGCGUGCCAUUGGAUAAUUUUAAAGACGUCAAACCGAUCAUAAAUCUUCGAAAGAAACAUAGACAGGCGGACAGAACUUCCGGAAUGUUAAUUGCAGUGCUGUUAUUGUUCUUAAUAACAGAAUUCCCUCAGUCGAUUUUGGGAUUAUUAGGAGCCACCAAAGGAGCCCUUUUCCAGAAAGAAUGUUAUGAUCCUUUGGAUGAAAGAUUUACAUCAGAUGAAACGUUACCGCAUACGUAAACGCCUGUUUCGAGGAGACAACAACUAUUUGAGAGAGUUGAAAAGCUUAUAACAUCGCUGGAAAAAGUGGACAGA